CAGGAGAAGGGGGGUUGCGGAGGGGAAUUAUACGAGGGGGGUUCGGGUGGCGAUGACUGCGGCGGCGCAUACGGGUUAUUUGCGUUUUGACUUUAGGGGUGAAGGUGUCGAGGAGUCUGGGACUGUAGAUCUAAUAGAGCCUUACGUCCAUAUCCAAGUAUCUCGCCGUAACUGGACUGGACAAGUGCAGAUCGACCCGCAGCGACAGGAGAUAUCCGGGAGCAACCCCCAGCGGCAAGACUACCGGUUAGGCCCGGACAAGCCUGCUUCUUUUCGGGGGUAUUUCGUGUCCCGGUUCUCCGCGCCAUUCUCAUCGUACGGAACAUCCCUCGGCGCCAAUCUCUCGGAAGGAAACGAGCAGGCCUCGGGCGAGCUGCUAGGUGCGUACGCCAAGUUCCCCGCAAACCAGACCCGCGUGGAAGUGCGCACGGCCAUAUCCUUCGUCAGCGUAGCGCAAGCGCGGAAGAACCUCGACAUCGAGAGCCCCGACGGCACCUCGUUCGAGGAUGCGGUCGAGCGCACGAAAGCGGCGUGGCUAGACAAGCUGGGCCGCGUAACCAUCGAGGGCGUCAACGCCACCGACGCGGACCACGACCCGCGCACCAUCUGGUACACCGGGCUCUUCCACGCCCUGCAGUACCCGAGCGACUUCUCCGAGCCCACCGACGAUCCGAGCCGCGCCCGCACCUUCUACAGCGGGUACACCGACAGCGUGCACACGAGCAACGACUCGUACUACCAGUCCUGGUCGCUCUGGGACACCUACCGCGCCGAGCACUCCCUGCUCACCCUCUUCGCCCCCGAGCGCGUCAACAGCAUGAUGCGCACGCUCCUCCGCAUCUUCGACUGGACGGGCCGCCUGCCCAUGUGGGCCAACCUCGUCGAGACGAACAUCAUGAUCGCGACCAACGCCGACGCCGUGCUCGCCAACGCCCUAUCCCGCGGCUUCCGCUCCUUCGACCUACAAAAGGCGUGGGCCGCCGCGCGCAAGGACGCCUACGUGCCCCCCGAAAACGACACCCAGCUCCUCUACUACGACCGCGAGCCCGACACCCCCUACGAGGCGCGCGCCGGGCUGACGAGCUACAUGCGCCACGGCUGGGUCGACAACGACCGGUGGGCCGAGUCCGGCUCGCGGACGCUGGACUACGCGUUCAACGACGCGGCGUGCGCCGUCGUCGCGCGCGCCGCCGGCCUCCCCGCCGAGGCCGACGCGCUCGAGGCGCGGAGCAAGAACUACGCGCACCUCUGGGACAGCGGCACCGGGUUCAUGCGCGCGCGCAACGCGAACGGGUCCUUCGCCGACGCCGCCCGCGGCUGGACGGAGGGCGACCGCUGGGCGUACACGUUCGACGUGCUGCACGACGCCCCCGGGGGGCUCGCCGCCCUGUUCCCCCGGGGCCGCCGCGGGAUGAGGGAGAAGCUCGACGAGCACUUUGGCGGCGGCCACAACGUGCACGGCAACGAGCCGUCGCACCACAUCCCGUACCUGUACGCGCUGAUCGGGUACCCGGCGGCGGCGGCGGAGACGGUGAGGGGGGUGGCGUGGGAGAACUACAACGCGACGAGUAGGGGCUUGGCCGGGAACGAGGAUCUGGGCCAGAUGAGCGCGUGGUACGUGUUCUCGGCGCUGGGGUUCUACCCCGUGAACCCGGCGGGGGAGGAGUAUGUUGUGGGUUCGCCGUUUUUUGAGAGGGUGAGGAUUAGAUGGCCGGAGGGGGCGGCGACGGGUGGGGAGGUGGCUGCUGCGGAUGGUUGUGGUGGUGGGGGGAGGGGGGAGACGUUGGUUAUUGAGGCACGAGGCGCUGCAAAGGGUAAGCCGUAUGUAAAGGGGUUGAGCGUCGAUGGGAGGGUUGUGGAUCGCCCGGUGCUGAGACAUGCGGAUAUUGUGGGCGCGAGGUUGAUCAAGUUUGAGAUGAGUGAUACGCCCACGGGAUGGGGCGAGGAGGGAGAGUUGUGAUAGAAAAGUAAGUGCUGAGGAUGAUUGGUCUAUAUGGUAUGCCCAUGUACCUAGGUAGGUAGUGGUCUGACCAACCUGAUUAUGAGCUUCUAACCUACGACGUACUGCUUACCUAUGCGCCUAGGCUGUAGUAUGUGGAAGGAGACGGCACCUAAUGUCAAGCUACGUUCUAAUAUGUGACCUCUGUGUAGGAGGUACCACGUAGGUAGGUAAAAAUCCUGACGUGGAACUAGGUAGAAGAAAGGUAGUAUAGAUACGUUUUCAUGCUUGUAGCCAGCGUCAACGAGU
Molecule: messenger RNA, 2248 nt
Organism: Hypoxylon fragiforme
Lineage: Eukaryota; Fungi; Ascomycota; Sordariomycetes; Xylariales; Hypoxylaceae
Product: glycoside hydrolase family 92 protein
Exons: 1
Coding region: 53-1960 (635 amino acids)
Biological process (GO): glycoprotein catabolic process; carbohydrate metabolic process; protein quality control for misfolded or incompletely synthesized proteins
Cellular component (GO): cytosol; nucleus
Molecular function (GO): peptide-N4-(N-acetyl-beta-glucosaminyl)asparagine amidase activity; carbohydrate binding
Source: RefSeq, a predicted model, not a curated record